AGAUACAGAGAGAGAGAGAGAGAGAGAGAGGUAGCAAAACAAAAACCCGGUGGAUCACUAUAUAUAUAUUAUUAUUAUCAUUCACAUUCGCAAUCAAAAUUCAUUGAUAUACGAUUUUGUUGUUUCAAGUCGAAAUCGAAGCCUCUUCUUAAUCUUAAUUCUUAAACAACAGGUUCUUUGUGUUGUCUUGAGUUUCUGUGCCCCAAAAUAUGCUUCCGCUUUCUCUACUUAAGAGUGCCCAAGGGCACCCAAUGUUGGUUGAACUGAAAAAUGGUGAGACCUACAACGGCCAUUUGGUCAAUUGUGAUACUUGGAUGAACAUUCAUCUCCGGGAAGUCAUCUGCACCUCUAAAGAUGGAGAUAGGUUUUGGCGAAUGCCUGAAUGCUACAUCCGUGGGAAUACAAUCAAGUAUCUUAGAGUUCCUGAUGAGGUGAUCGAUAAGGUUCAGGAAGAAACUAAGAGCCGUUCAGAUAGGAAGCCACCUGGUGUUGGUCGUGGACGAGGACGAGGUAGGGAGGAUGGUCCUGGUGGACGCCAACCGAAAGGAAUUGGGCGUGGCUUGGAUGAUGGAGGUGCUAAGGGUAUGGGUGGAGGCCGAGGUAGAGGUGGAUCUGGAGGAAAGGCUGGCGGAAGCAGAGGUGCAGGGCGCGGUCGUGGCUGAUUCAUUUUAUGGUGUGAAACAUUCAUCUAAUGGCGGCUUUGCUACUUUUAAAGGCAUUGGUGUCCAAACUUUAUAUUUGCGUUGUUUGAGUGGUUAGCCACUGUUUCCCUGUUAGGUUUAUUCAGUUGGAAUAGUAAAUGUUGAGUAGCUAUUGCAUAGUGUCGCAAAACAUAAUGAGAAGCUUGUACUGUAUGUUUUUUCUUUUUCUUUUAUUGAAAAUCUCAAUGAUUCAAGUUAUAAUAUUAAAUACAGGUGAGAUUGUUAUA
Quercus robur (English oak) is the source of this 928-nucleotide messenger RNA. RefSeq names its product probable U6 snRNA-associated Sm-like protein LSm4. Gene Ontology annotation, biological process: mRNA splicing, via spliceosome; P-body assembly; nuclear-transcribed mRNA catabolic process. The coding region runs from base 210 to 662 and encodes 150 amino acids. The record is from RefSeq and is a predicted model, not a curated record. Gene Ontology annotation, molecular function: U6 snRNA binding. Gene Ontology annotation, cellular component: P-body; U6 snRNP; spliceosomal tri-snRNP complex. Lineage: Eukaryota; Viridiplantae; Streptophyta; Magnoliopsida; Fagales; Fagaceae. The transcript is spliced from 8 exons.